AUGGAUAACUGCAAGGCUAUGUCUACUCCAAUGGGAUCCGGAACUUAUGUUGAUCAAGAUGAAUCAGAUGUCUCAAUUGAUAUCAGAAAGUAUCGAGGUAUGAUUGGCUCUUUAUUAUAUUUGACGACAAGUUGUCCUGACAUAAUGUUUAGUGUUUGUUUAUGUGCUCGCUUUCAAGCAAAUCCAAAGGAAUCACAUCUCAUCGUCGUUAAAAGGAUCAUGAAGUAUCUCAAAGGGACAACAAAUUUUGGACUAUGGUAUCCUAAAAGUAGUAUUUACAAUUUAGUUGGAUAUUCUGACGUUGAUCAUUCAGGAAGUAAAACUGAUAGAAAGAGCACUAGUGGUACAUGUCACAUUCUUGGAAAUGCAUUAGUAUCAUGGGCUUGCAAGAAACAGGCAUGUGUUGCUCUUAGCACUACCGAAGCAGAAUACAUAGCAGCAGUGUUUCAUUCUGUUGACGGAGAGUCUCCACCAAUGCGAGCAAUUGGGUUAAAUCGGGUGGUAGAGGUAGUUAUUGUUUGUCCCCUUCCUCAUGGAGGAAGUCUCCUUUGUACUCCUUCAACCAUCAUUGAGUGA
Lathyrus oleraceus (garden pea) is the source of this 576-nucleotide messenger RNA. RefSeq names its product secreted RxLR effector protein 161-like. Lineage: Eukaryota; Viridiplantae; Streptophyta; Magnoliopsida; Fabales; Fabaceae. The coding region runs from base 1 to 576 and encodes 191 amino acids. The record is from RefSeq and is a predicted model, not a curated record. The transcript is spliced from 3 exons.